Messenger RNA from Frankliniella occidentalis (western flower thrips), 2884 nucleotides. RefSeq lists its product as uncharacterized. The transcript has 11 exons. Bases 158 to 2236 code for a protein of 692 amino acids. The record is from RefSeq and is a predicted model, not a curated record. Gene Ontology annotation, molecular function: protein binding. NCBI's taxonomy places the organism in Eukaryota, Metazoa, Arthropoda, Insecta, Thysanoptera, Thripidae.
UUGGUACCGAGGGGGCUAACUUGGCUAACAUCAGCCAGACGUGCUUAUCUUGCUAUCCGUAGUUUUCUGCUAGCCAUUGUCAUUGAUAAGAAUUUUGUAUUAUCAUAAUCCAUGGUUUUGUUUGUAAGUUAAUGUGUUCGUUAUCUAGGCUGUAGCAAUGAACUCACCGAAGUACGGUGAUCGAACUGCCAUUCUUAAACGAAAUAGACCAAUUUGGCAAUCAAAGGAUGGUCAAGAACAGAUCGAUGGCGAUGAAUCAGACGUGUCUUCUCAAGUGCAGAUUUUGGACAGGGUGAAGUCUGAUCGGGUGGCUGUCACACAGCCAGAGGAGGAUAGACGUCGAAGAACUAUAAUUGUUGAGAAAACAGCUGGAACAUAUGGAUUUACUCUACAGAGUUAUGGGAUCCACUAUAAAAAAGAACAAGAAAUUGAAAUGAUCACUUACGUUGAUUUUGUUGAUUAUGAUGGACCCGCAUAUCGUGCUGGAAUGAGAGAGGGUGAUGUCAUAUUAUCCAUAAAUGGACAUGAUAUGGAGAAGACAGACCACAAAACUUUGGUGAACUUUAUUAAAAACUGUGAUUCUAGAAUGCGUAUGGUUGUACUCUUUGAAGAUUGUGUUCGUAAGGUUGAGCUGCAUAUGAGAUACAUCCAAGUACAGCGCGCUCUUCGCAACAAAAUGCUAGAACUGGAAAGAUUAUGCUUGAAAGAACGUGAACUGCUUGAAGGAAAAUGGAAAACGCACAGUCUUCCAGCCAGAAAGAAGGCUACAUCUUCUGCUUCAUCUACUGAAAGAUCAUUUCACCAAGAACCUACCACAGAGUACAGUUAUUGUCGACCAACAGUGUCAACUGAGGAUGUAGCUUCAAUUCAGCCUCAGGUUGUAUUAGCUUACCAAUAUAUGGAACCUCAGUACAGAGCCUAUCUUCUUCAAGGACAGUCUAUUGCCUCAACUGUGGGUAGUACUAAUAGUGCAGACUAUCUGUUAAGUUGGAACAGUCAGCAAACUUCUCUGCAACAGCCUCAUCAGCAUCAGAUUGUUGUCAAAUCAUGUCUUAGAGGGUGUCGGCAAGUGAAUGGAGCGACAUCAGUUCCAGUCCCAACUGAAGAACCAUUUACUCCUAACAGCCAUCAACAUUCAGCAAAAGUUCAAUCUUCUACGCAGAAACACCGGCACUUAUGUGCACCGUGCAUUCGACCAAAUAAUCAAGGUGACAAUGGUAGCUUGGAUGCGUAUGAUUUAGCUAGUCCUUGCUGUGAUUCACGCUGUGUUCCAACUCGACGGAAAUCUUCUCAUAAACAGUCCUCUGACGGCAAGGAUAAAGGAUCUAAAGAAAAUCGUUGGGGCAGCAGUGGACGUUCAAGUCAUCAGCAUUCACAUCAGCAACAGCACCAAUACCAUCAACAGCCACAUCAUCAGAACCAGCAACAACCUCACUCGCAUCGUUACAUGAGCUUGGGUGGUGCAUCCACGACUAAUGGGACUGUGAGCUCUGGGGGAAGUAGUCACAGUCAAGUUGCAGCGUCAGGGCUUGUUAGUCAGUGCAGUCUCCAUUCUUGUGCAUCCAACUGGAGUGAACAUGCGGCUACUGCAUCCAAUGCAACAUCUCUUAGCACAGAUACUUUGUACUGGGAUGACUCAAUGCAUUCAGCUCUAACCCAUACUCAAUUGUCUCAAAAUGCAAAUUUAGAAACUUAUGCUACUACUUAUCACAUAUACAACCCAGUGAAACCAAAAUCAUGCGAUAAUCUUACUACCAAAGGAAUGGGGGGCUAUGGAUUCGGUUAUGGUUACCUUGAAAAUACUAGUCAGAGAAGUGGUUCACAAAAAGAGCAUUCGAAUAGAGGAUACAAAAUGCAGCCUACUGGUUGUCUAGAAGAUUCUUGUGGACGUCAAUACUACAUUGUCACUGGACCCCUAGUAAGUAAAAGUAGUGCAGAAAACUUACUGUGUCGUACAGACUCAAGUCAUAGCUGUGAUUGCCUGGAUGCGGCAUCCACUUCUUCCAAUCGCCGCAUCAUCACUGCCGAUAAACCGCCUAAGCAGGCACAUCACCAUCACAAGAAUGUUACUUAUGAAAUUCAUCCACUUCCUCAAAAGCAAGUUAACCAACAGUCCCAACCAAAUCAAGAAAAGCAGCAGCAGCAACAGCAGCAAUCACAGCAAGCUCAGGCAUUGCGUGAUAUGGCUAGUCAGACUGAUAGCAAAAGCGCUCAAGGAGAGGUGACUCGACUUUAAUUUCUACGCACUGUAACUCCACAAAGUGUGAAUGACAGGUGCAUUUUAAACUAAGUUUGUAUGGAAACUACUUUUAGUCUAUUAUAGCACUAGUCUUAUUGUGGUAUAAUUUUUUGACAUUUAUUUGUAUGGCUCCUGAUAGGACAAGGGUGUGCCAAGAUUUAAAAAAAUUAAUAUUCAUUUUAAAAACUUAGCAAAGCCAGUGCCAUGCAAUGUGAUUAGAGUUUUCCUGUAAUUGUACUUUUUUAUUGGCUUUUCAUUGCUCAUUAAGUAAGGAGUUCCCCAAACAUUUUACAGUUCUUCCAUUCUGAAGCAUUUUUACUAACUAAAAAAAUCUCAUUUUUUUAAUUUAAUGAUUUAAUUAAGUCAAAUUUUUGGUGACUGAAUUGUUGUGGACAUGUUUGCAGUUGUGUGCACUUGUAAUAGUGAAUAGUGAAUCUAAGAGAAUAUUGAUUGUAGUUAUUUCAUGAGGCAAUGUUUUACCUUACUAUUGACAUACUAAGUGAUGGACACCUUUGUUUAAUGUUUUGUGACACUGUAGUCAACAUUUGAGACAAUGUUGCUACCCUAUUCUGUUUUGUGUAUGUGUAAUUCUGAUAUUUUAAAACUGUAAUCAAACUCUAUUUCUGUUGAUCUAUACACUUUUGA